AUGGAGCUCGAAAACAUCGUAGCGAACACGGUGCUACUCAAGGCCCGGGAAGGUGGUGGCGGGAAUCGCAAAGGCAAAAGCAAGAAAUGGCGACAGAUGCUGCAGUUCCCCCACAUCAGCCAGUGCGAAGAGCUGCGGCACAGCCUCGAGCGUGACUACCACAGCCUUUGCGAGCGGCAGCCCAUUGGGCGCCUGCUGUUCCGAGAGUUCUGCACCACGAGGCCUGAGCUGACCCGCUGCAUUGCCUUCCUGGAUGAGGUGGCUGAGUAUGAAGUGACUCCUGAUGAGAAGAGGAAGGCAUGUGGGCAGAGGCUAAUGCAGAAUUUUCUGAGCCACACGGGUCCUGACCUCAUUCCUGAGGUCCCCCAGCAACUGGUGACUAACUGUGCCCAGCAGCUGGAGAAGGGGCCCUGCAAAGACCUCUUCCAGAAACUAACACGGCUGACCCAUGAGUACCUGAGUGUGGCCCCUUUUGCCGACUACCUCGACAGCAUCUACUUCAACCGUUUCCUGCAGUGGAAGUGGCUGGAAAGGCAGCCAGUGACCAAAAACACCUUCCGGCAGUACCGCGUCCUGGGCAAAGGCGGCUUUGGGGAGGUGUGUGCCUGCCAGGUACGGGCAACAGGCAAGAUGUACGCCUGCAAGAAGCUGGAGAAGAAGCGCAUCAAGAAGCGGAAAGGGGAGGCCAUGGCACUCAAUGAGAAGCAGAUCCUGGAGAAAGUGAACAGUAGGUUUGUAGUGAGCUUGGCCUAUGCCUAUGAGACCAAGGACGCGCUGUGCCUGGUGCUGACACUGAUGAACGGAGGUGACCUCAAGUUCCACAUCUACCACAUGGGCCAGGCUGGCUUCCCAGAGGCACGGGCCGUCUUCUACGCUGCCGAGAUCUGCUGUGGCCUGGAGGACCUGCAUCGGGAGCGCAUUGUGUACAGGGACCUGAAGCCAGAGAACAUCCUACUGGAUGACCAUGGUCACAUCCGGAUCUCCGACCUGGGACUGGCUGUGCACGUGCCCGAGGGCCAGACCAUCAAAGGCCGUGUGGGCACCGUGGGCUACAUGGCUCCAGAGGUGGUGAAGAACGAACGGUACACGUUCAGCCCAGACUGGUGGGCGCUAGGCUGCCUUCUGUACGAGAUGAUUGCAGGCCAGUCGCCCUUCCAGCAGAGGAAAAAGAAGAUCAAGCGGGAGGAGGUGGAGCGGCUGGUGAAGGAGGUGGCUGAAGAGUACUCGGAACAGUUUUCCCUGCAGGCCCGCUCACUCUGCUCCCAGCUCCUCUGCAAGGACCCUGCCGAGCGUCUGGGGUGUCGUGGAGGUGGUGCCUGUGAGGUGAAGGAGCACCCCAUCUUCAAGAAACUGAACUUCAAGCGUCUGGGAGCGGGCAUCCUGGAGCCACCCUUCAAGCCUGAUCCCCAGGCCAUCUAUUGCAAGGAUGUGCUGGACAUCGAACAGUUCUCCACGGUAAAGGGUGUGGAGCUGGAACCCGCGGACCAGGACUUCUACCAGAAGUUUGCCACGGGCAGCGUGUCUAUCCCCUGGCAGAAUGAGAUGGUGGAGACCGAGUGCUUCCAGGAGCUGAAUGUCUUCGGGCUGGAUGGCUCCGUUCCCCCAGACCUGGACUGGAAGGGCCAGCCCCCGGCACCCCCCAAGAAGGGACUGCUGCAGAGACUCUUCAGUCGCCAGGAUUGCUGUGGGAACUGCAGCGACAGCGAAGAAGAGCUCCCCACCCGCCUCUAG
Molecule: messenger RNA, 1731 nt
Organism: Pipistrellus nathusii (Nathusius's pipistrelle)
Lineage: Eukaryota; Metazoa; Chordata; Mammalia; Chiroptera; Vespertilionidae
Source: the annotation of a GenBank genome assembly